This is a messenger RNA of Komagataella phaffii GS115, 1431 nucleotides long. RefSeq names its product Guanine deaminase, a catabolic enzyme of the guanine salvage pathway. The transcript has a single exon. The record is from RefSeq and is a predicted model, not a curated record. Gene Ontology annotation, molecular function: guanine deaminase activity; zinc ion binding. The coding region runs from base 1 to 1431 and encodes 476 amino acids. Gene Ontology annotation, cellular component: cytosol. Gene Ontology annotation, biological process: guanine catabolic process. Lineage: Eukaryota; Fungi; Ascomycota; Pichiomycetes; Pichiales; Pichiaceae.
AUGACUCAGGAUUCACAUCAACCAAAAAUAAGCUCUUUGGCUUUGGCUCCAAUAAAGUUUAAACUGUACUAUGGUACUUUCGUAUACACUCCAGCUCUCGGUGAGCUAUCCGUUAGUACUGAUACCUGUAUUGGGGUGGACAAAAAGGGAACCAUAAAAAUCAAGAAACAGUUCGAAGAAGGCUCCGACAGUGAGUCCAACAUUGACUUGGUCAUCGCUGAAAACGGGCUUGAAAGGUCUGAACUUGAAAUACUUGAUUAUUCUGCUGAUCCUAACAAGUUCUUCUUCCCAGGUUUUAUUGAUACUCACAUUCAUGCUCCACAGGUCCCUAACAAUGGAAUUUUUGGAAACACCACACUGCUUGAAUGGUUAGAAAAGUACACGUUUCCAUUAGAAGCAUCUUUUAAAGAUGUCAAGACUGCCAGCUACAUUUAUAACAAGGUGAUCGACAGAACGUUAACCAACGGAACCACUUUGGCUUCAUACUAUGCUACAAUUCACGAAAAUGCCACUAAGCUAUUGAACGAUAUUGCCUAUUUGAAAGGUCAAAGGGCAAUGAUUGGUAAGACUUGCAUGAAUCAACACUCCCCGGAUAAUUAUAUUGAAACCCUAGAUGAAUGCAAAGAGGCUCAGUAUGGCGUAAUAAAGCACGUAGAAGAGACCAAUGAGGGUCAUGAAUCAUUUGAUGUCAUUACCAAGCCUAUUAUCACCCCAAGAUUUGCUGGCUCAUGCACAGAGGAGCUAAUGAAAUGGUUGGGAGAGCUCAGUCAAUCUGGUGAAUACCACGUUCAAACACAUCUGAGUGAGAACCACGGCGAAAUCAAGUGGAUUGCCGAUAUGUUCCCACAUUUUGACAGCUAUGCUGAUAUCUACGCCAAAUGCAACCUCUUAACCAACAGAACAGUGUUGGCUCAUUGCAUUCACAUAUCUGAAGAAGAGAAAGAUUUGUUAGUCAAACAUAACUCAGGAAUAUCUCAUUGUCCUACUUCCAACAGUUCAAUUACGUCCGGUGAAGCCAGAAUCAGAUGGCUUCUAGACAAUGGGGUCAAGGUUUCAUUAGGAACUGACUGUUCUGGAGGCUUUUCCCCAUCUAUUUUAACUGUCGCUAGACAUGCUCUGUUGGUGUCUAGACACCUGGUUAUGAAAUCUAAACAAGACCAGCAAAAGCUAACCACUGCUGAAGUUCUUUUUUUGGCAACCGUCGGAGGUGCUCAAGUCUUGAAUGUUGACUCAUACCUUGGAAAAUUUGAAACUGGAUUCCAAUUUGAUGCUCAACUGAUAGAUCUAAACGUUGAGAAUUCUCCAUUAGAUCUGUUUCCCUUCCAACAGGGGCGCUGGCAAGAGUUACUGGACAAAUGGCUCUUCAACGGAGACGAUAGAAAUACCGUCAAAGUCUUUGUUAACGGAAGAUGUGUUGUUUCCAAAGUUUGA